AUGGAGGGGUGGGUUAUGGAGUCUAUCAGUACGUGCUCUAUGUCAGUAUUGAUAAAUGGUUCACCAUCCAAGCCGUUUAAGAUGGAAAGAGGCAUGCGACAAGGUGAUCUCCUGUCCCCAUUUUUGUUCGUACUUGUUGUUGAUGUCCUAAAUAGGAUGAUUGGAGAGGCGGUGAGAAACGGUCGCAUAUCGCCUUUGUUGGUUGGGCGAGAUCAUAUUGAGUUGUCGCAUCGCCAGUUUGCAGAUGAUACUAUUUUAUUCUGUCCCCCUGAGGAAGAGACCAUCAAGAAUUACAAGAGGCUGCUUCGUUGCUUUAAGCUGAUGUUAGGUUUAAGUAUUAACUUUGAUAAAUCAAGCUUGAUUCCUAUUAACUGUGGUGAGCAGUGGGUACAACGUAUGUGCAGUGUGUUGGGCUGUAAGCAAGCCACUCUUCCAGUUAAAUAUCUAGACAUCUUGUUAGGAGCAAACCCAAGGUUGGUUAAGACGUUGAAGCCAGUAAUAGACAAAGUGGAGGAAAAGCUUAGCCUCUGGAAGGCCAAGGUACUCAAUAAGACCGGUAAGUUGAAUAGGCUUCCGGUUUAUUAUUUGAGCUUGUACAAGAUGCCAAAGGCAGUCGCAGAGAAACUGAUUUCCUUUUAG
Messenger RNA from Arachis stenosperma, 639 nucleotides. RefSeq lists its product as uncharacterized. NCBI's taxonomy places the organism in Eukaryota, Viridiplantae, Streptophyta, Magnoliopsida, Fabales, Fabaceae. The transcript has a single exon. The coding region runs from base 1 to 639 and encodes 212 amino acids. The record is from RefSeq and is a predicted model, not a curated record.